UCGAGAGCUUGGGCUCGAGGUUGGGUGAGACGGACAGGUUGCGUGGCAGGUUCCGUUCAUAAUCAACUGUUGUGUGCCCUUCCUUUUCCGGCCGUGUAUGGAAAGACAACAAAGAUGGUGAAUAUUCCUAAGGCCCGCCGGACGUACUGCCCGUACAAUGAGUGCCGGAACCAUCAGAAGUUCAAGGUGACUCAGUAUAAGAAGUCCCAAGAGUCCAAGUUCGCUCAAGGUCGUCGUCGUUACGAUCGAAAGCAACAGGGUUUCGGUGGACAGUCCAAGCCCAUUCUCCGGAAGAAGGCAAAGACCACCAAGAAGAUUGUGCUCCGUCUCGAGUGUCAAAAGUGCAAGAAGAGGAUCCAGGUUCCCUUGAAGCGCACCAAGCAUUUCGAGCUGGGAGGAGACAAGAAGCGUAAGGGACAGAUGAUCCAGUUCUAAACGCCUUGUUCGUCGACAUCCAUCAUACCCUUCUUCUGUUCUCCAUACCAUCUUGUUUCUUACGGUCGUCAUCGUCUUGGUUAUGGGGUUCGGUUUGUCCACCCCGAGAAAUCGAGGGUAUCAUCUCCAACCCCGGACGAUGGAGAGCAACCAUUUCAAGUUGAAUGUGCGCUUGUAAUAAACCUCGAACCUCUA
Molecule: messenger RNA, 630 nt
Organism: Tigriopus californicus
Lineage: Eukaryota; Metazoa; Arthropoda; Copepoda; Harpacticoida; Harpacticidae
Gene: RpL36A
Product: large ribosomal subunit protein eL42-like
Exons: 3
Coding region: 115-435 (106 amino acids)
Biological process (GO): translation
Cellular component (GO): cytosolic large ribosomal subunit; ribosome
Molecular function (GO): structural constituent of ribosome
Source: RefSeq, a predicted model, not a curated record